AUGGAGACCAAACAGCAGCCAAUUCAACAACAACAGCAACCACAGCGUCGGCAACAGCCACUACAACAACAACAGCAGCAACACCAGCAACCAUCACCAUCUGCUGUCACGGCAUCAACAUCAGCCCUUGCUGCUGACCUAGACUCCUCUCCACCAAUGGGCCUUCUUAUGAAUGCAACAACAUCGGCACAAGCUGCCUCCAUUCCAAAAAUAUUCCUAUCAACAGCACUUCAGCCAACCCAGACACCAGUGACAGCAAGAUUGCCAUCCUCCUUGCCGGUGACAAUGGUAUCAUCGUCGUCGACGUCGCCAUUGUCGUCAUCACCAUCGUCGUCGUCGCCGUCACCACCGCCAUUGUCGCCAUCGUCGCCGUGGCCGACGCCGUCGCCAUCGCCGUCGCCGCCACUGUGGACAUCGUCACAACAAGAUGUAUCCAAUCCCAACUCUCCGAACAAUGGGUCAUGGGCCUUGGACAAUGAUGAUCUUAUGGACGAAGAUGCAGAAUCGGACAACAUUGAAUACCACAGCGACCGCGAGGAUGCCUACGAGGCAUCACCCAGCGAAGACAUGUCCAUAGGCGAGGACGGCGGCGGCUAUAGUGGAGACGAUAGACAGGCUCCUAAAGAUCACAAGGGCACCAUAUCACAGCUUGGAGAGCUCCUAUCAAAACAUGAAUUCUAUUAA
This is a messenger RNA of Drosophila obscura, 684 nucleotides long. Its product is annotated as proline-rich receptor-like protein kinase PERK8. The coding region runs from base 1 to 684 and encodes 227 amino acids. The transcript has a single exon. NCBI's taxonomy places the organism in Eukaryota, Metazoa, Arthropoda, Insecta, Diptera, Drosophilidae. The record is from RefSeq and is a predicted model, not a curated record.